This is a messenger RNA of Myotis lucifugus (little brown bat), 3929 nucleotides long. It is a transcript of the gene ADAM22, whose product is annotated as ADAM metallopeptidase domain 22. Gene Ontology annotation, molecular function: metalloendopeptidase activity. Gene Ontology annotation, biological process: proteolysis. The transcript has 30 exons. Gene Ontology annotation, cellular component: postsynaptic density membrane. The coding region runs from base 28 to 2634 and encodes 868 amino acids. The record is from RefSeq and is a predicted model, not a curated record. NCBI's taxonomy places the organism in Eukaryota, Metazoa, Chordata, Mammalia, Chiroptera, Vespertilionidae.
UCCAGCGAGGUGGCUGACGGCAGCACCAUGCAGGCGGCGGCGGCGUCCGUGCCCAUCUUGCUGCUCUGCGCCCUGGGGACCUGCCCCUUGGUGCGCGGCGGCCGGGCAGGAGACGCCUCGUUGACUGAGCUGGAGAGGAGGAACGAAAACGGCUUCCUGGAGCGCCAGAGCAUCGUGCCACUCCGGCUCCUCUAUCGCUCUGGCGACGAAGACGAAACAGGGCACGACACGCUUACCACGCGGGUGCGGGGCGACCCCCGCGGCGCUCAGUUGACUCAUGUUAACCAGGCAAGCUUCCAGGUCGAUGCCUUUGGAACAUCAUUUAUUCUUGAUGUCGUGCUAAACCAUGAUUUGCUGUCCUCUGAAUACAUAGAGAGACACAUUGAACAUGGAGGGAAGACGGUGGAAGUUAAAGGAGGAGAGCACUGUUACUACCAGGGCCACAUCCGAGGAAACCCGGCCUCAUUUGUUGCAUUGUCAACAUGCCAUGGACUUCAUGGGAUGUUCUAUGAUGGGAACCACACCUAUCUCAUUGAGCCAGAAGAAAAUGACACCUCCCAAGAGGAUUUCCGUUUUCACUCAGUUUAUAAAUCCAGACUCUUUGAAUUUCCUUUGGAUGAUCUCCCCUCUGAGUUCCAACAAGUAAACAUCACUCCACCAAAAUUUAUUUUGAAGCCAAGACCAAAAAGGACUAAACGGCAGCUCCAUCGCCAUCCUCGAAAUGUAGAGGAGGAAACCAAAUAUAUUGAACUGAUGAUUGUGAACGAUCAUCUCAUGUUUAAAAAACAUCGGCUUUCAGUUGUACAUACCAAUACGUAUGCGAAAUCUGUGGUGAACAUGGCGGAUUUAAUAUAUAAAGACCAACUUAAGACCAGGAUAGUAUUGGUUGCCAUGGAAACCUGGGCAGCUGACAACAAGUUUGCCAUAUCUGAAAAUCCAUUGAUCACCCUACGUGAGUUUAUGAAAUACAGGAGGGAUUUUAUCAAAGAGAAAAGUGAUGCAGUUCACCUUUUUUCGGGAAGUCAAUUUGAGAGUAGCCGGAGCGGGGCAGCUUAUAUUGGUGGGAUUUGCUCGUUGCUGAAAGGAGGAGGCGUGAAUGAAUUUGGGAAAACUGAUUUAAUGGCAGUUACACUUGCCCAGUCAUUAGCCCAUAAUAUUGGUAUUAUCUCAGACAAAAGAAAGUUAGCAAGUGGUGAGUGUAAAUGUGAGGACACAUGGUCUGGAUGCAUAAUGGGAGACACCGGCUACUAUCUUCCUAAGAAGUUUACCCAGUGUAAUGUUGAAGAGUAUCAUGACUUCCUGAAUAGUGGAGGUGGAGCCUGCCUUUUCAACAAACCUUCUAAGCUUCUCGAUCCUCCUGAGUGUGGUAAUGGCUUCAUUGAAACUGGAGAGGAGUGUGACUGCGGGACCCCAGCAGAAUGUGUCCUCGAAGGAGCAGAGUGUUGUAAGAAAUGCACCUUGACUCAAGACUCUCAAUGCAGUGAUGGUCUUUGUUGUAAAAAGUGCAAGUUUCAGCCUAUGGGGACUGUGUGCCGAGAAGCAGUAAAUGAUUGUGAUAUUCGUGAAUCAUGCUCAGGAAACUCAAGCCAGUGUGCCCCAAAUAUUCAUAAAAUGGAUGGAUAUUCAUGUGAUGGUGUUCAGGGGAUUUGCUUUGGAGGAAGAUGCAAAACCAGGGAUAGACAAUGCAAAUACAUCUGGGGGCAAAGGGUGAUGGCAUCAGACAAAUACUGCUAUGAGAAACUGAACAUUGAAGGGACCGAGAAGGGCAACUGUGGGAGAGACAAAGACACAUGGAUACAGUGCAACAAACGGGAUGUGCUCUGUGGCUACCUUUUGUGUACCAAUAUUGGCAAUAUCCCACGGCUUGGAGAACUCGAUGGUGAAAUCACAUCUACUUUAGUUGUGCAGCAGGGAAGAACAUUAAACUGCAGUGGUGGGCAUGUUAAGCUUGAAGAAGAUGUAGAUCUUGGCUAUGUGGAAGAUGGGACACCUUGUGGUCCCCGAAUGAUGUGCUUAGAACACAGGUGUCUCCCUGUGGCCUCCUUCAACUUUAGUACUUGCUUAAGCAAUAAAGAAGGCAUUGUUUGUUCAGGAAAUGGAGUUUGCAGUAAUGAGCUGAAGUGUGUGUGUAACAGGCACUGGACCGGUGCUGACUGCAGCACUUACUUCCCUCUCAACGAUGAGGAAAAGACUGGUAUAACUCUGUCUGGCAACGGUGUUGCUGGUACCAAUAUCAUAAUAGGCAUAAUUGCUGGCACCAUUUUAGUGUUGGCCCUCAUAUUAGGAAUGACUGCAUGGGGUUAUAAAAACUAUCGAGAACAGAGGUCAAACGGACUCUCUCAUUCUUGGAGUGAAAGGAUUCCAGACACGAAGCAUACAGACAUCUGUGAAAAUGGGCGACCUCGAAGUAACUCUUGGCAAGGUAAUGUGGGAGGCAACAGAAAGAAAAUCAGAGGCAAAAGAUUUAGACCUCGGUCUAAUUCCACUGAGACUUUAUCUCCUGCCAAGUCUCCAUCUUCAUCAACUGGGUCUAUCGCCUCCAGCAGAAAAUACCCCUACCCAAUGCCUCCACUUCCCGACGAGGAGAAGAAAGUGAACCGGCAAAGUGCCAGGCUCUGGGAGACAUCCAUUUAAGAUCAGCUGUUUACAUGUGACACAUCGAAACUGUUUACUUCAACUUUUAUAGACACCCAGCCUCACGGAAUCACUGCAAAUCUAUCUGCUCUCCAGACGAUACGAACCCCCUGGAGAUGCCACGACGGAGAAGCCGAGUCUCGCAUCCGGAGACCGUUUUCUUUUCGUCACUGGCUUAGGAUUUAACUGAACCUUGAGAAGAACUACUGAAAUGUUACACGAUCACAUGGAACAGUAAAGGUCCUGGUAUAUUAAUGGACAAUCCGCAUGGCAGAUAUAUGUAGAAGUAUCGCUAAAACUAACUCACACGACCCAAAUGUAGCAAGUUUUCCAAGGGACAAUAGUGGAUUCAGAACUUGGUGUUCUGAGGCCCAUCCUUGCUGUGUAGACAGUGAUGCUGUGUGCAUGAUGCUUCGGUUUAUUGUUUUCCACAUUUAAGGAAACAACAUCCCAUAAUAGACACUAGCAUGCAGGGCUAAGGCAUAUAGGAUUUUUCUGCAGGACUUUAACGCUUUGAGAGGCCAAUAUCCCAUAUGCUAACUUUAAACAUGUAUUUUUAGGUUGUGAUUUUUUUUUAUUUUUCAUAUUUAUAUCAGCAUAUGAGGACAAUUGUACAUAUGUCAACAUUUUUAAAAUUAAAAAGCAGCUGUUCCACACAGUGUAUUUUGCCAAAUGCCUCAAAACAAUCAGUCACAGUCACAUCAUUGUUAUCCAUCAGAUGAUCUUUAAAGAGUAGAAGCAGGUGAUGUUGUAAAUAUAGUAGUAGUCAGUGCUGUAAAUGUGUCUCCAUAAUUGGUAUUUGUCCAAAACAUGUCACAUUCCUUUAAACUGUGCAUAGUCUGGAGGCAGUUUUAUUGGGUCUUUAGUUGAUCAGGAGGACACAUGCCCAGCAAAACUCAAGGCCUCCACUGCUUGCAGGGGCACCAUCCAGUAAGGGCAGCUGUCCUGCCUGCAGGCCCUCUAUGCCGUGGCUGCUCCCCGGGGGUCCUCCAACCUGCUCACUGUUCUCCUGGGGGCUACAGUGGCUGCCUCCAGGAGAACAUAUUUCAGUGCAGGAGCACAUCUGCUGGUUUCCCUCUGGAGGCCUGUGAGCUCCACAGAAGUACAUCCUGCUGAGACUUAGCAAGUGCAUCAAAGAUGCCUGAGACCACAGGCUGCUGCUGCAUUGGUGGUUCCCAACUUGUGAAUACUCCAACCCAGUGGUUUUCAACCCUUUUAAUCUCAUGGCACCCAUAAACUAACUACUAAAAUUAUGCUGCACACCAAAAACUGUAUUUCUUGCCAAUCUGGCAAAA